Molecule: messenger RNA, 741 nt
Organism: Rotaria socialis
Lineage: Eukaryota; Metazoa; Rotifera; Eurotatoria; Philodinida; Philodinidae
Source: the annotation of a GenBank genome assembly
AUGCCUCCUAAAAAAGCAACUGCUUCUAAAUGUGAAUCUUCACUACCAAAAACAGUGCCUAGAAAUGCUGCCAAGCCACCACAAAAAGUCAAUGUGGCGAAACCUACACAGGAGACGGCAGCGGCCGCAGUGGUUGAUAAGCCAGAACCUCCGAUUGUCAAGCAGGUCAAGAUGAAGCAAGUUAUUCCAAAAGAGAUGGAAAAAUUAGAGAACUUGAAAAAAUGGCCAAUUAUUAUGGAUGAAGUCGGAAAUUUGAAAACAUUCUAUCGUCUUAAUGAAACUGUGAUCGAUUUUACGACGCCUCUCACUGUGCAACGCGUAAAAGUUGCCCUUCAACAUGUCUUCUUUGGACUUUCGUUCAACCCAGAUGGGUCGAUUAAUGAUCAUCGUGAAUAUAGCAUUCCGAAUAAUGUCAAUCGAUUAGUAGCGAUCAUCAUGGAAGAAAACUCAAUAGAGAAAUGUGUCGAAGAAUUGCGAAAAGUAUGCGAUCAACUACAUCCAGAACUGUUCGAUGCAGUUUUUGUGAAAGCCGAUGUCAAAGAAUCGGGAAGAGAUAAUUUGGAUCGCCUCUUUGUCAUGACGAAAACGCCCGAUGAGAUACGUAAUGCGGACUACUAUCAAUUUGGGGCUAAGUGUCGAACUGAAGUACCUUUUAUUUGUGUGUGGAUCACUCAGCAAGCUGAAAUACCACCAGCCUAUGAUAAUCUUUUUGGGUUGAGAUUCAAAUUGAAUUACGAUUGA